AUGAGCCGCAACAAGACAACAAGACACAGGGGUGCAACAUAUCCACGACAGACCGUAAGCUAGCUGCCAAGACCAUCGUACGAGGUGGCGGGCGGGCAGACAUCUCUUUAUCUGUUGUGACGUCCAGGUUGCGUUUGACGAUCGUGUGCGGGUAGCCCCGUCGCAGUCUGUGACGGUGUCUAUGGACCAUGAGGCCAGCCCAGGUGGUGUGCUCUGUCGCCUCGUCGGCCUCCCGUCCACCAUACACAGCCUCGAGGACCAGCACUCGGAAGCCCACCGCCCGACGGCGGGGCGAUCGUGA
This is a messenger RNA of Vitrella brassicaformis, 301 nucleotides long. The record is from the annotation of a GenBank genome assembly. NCBI's taxonomy places the organism in Eukaryota, Vitrellaceae.